Messenger RNA from Trachymyrmex cornetzi, 1713 nucleotides. It is a transcript of the gene l(3)73Ah, whose product is annotated as polycomb group ring finger 3-like lethal (3) 73Ah. The transcript has 6 exons. Bases 244 to 954 code for a protein of 236 amino acids. The record is from RefSeq and is a predicted model, not a curated record. NCBI's taxonomy places the organism in Eukaryota, Metazoa, Arthropoda, Insecta, Hymenoptera, Formicidae.
CUCAAUCCGUUUUGAUCCGUUUUGUUGUCGUAUGAGUAAACGUUUAACUAUUGAGUUGUUUUUAAAACAGGCUUUUAGUGAAACUCCCUUAGUUCCACAAAUCACUCGCCCUAAUCCGUGAAUCGAGGUGCAAGUAUGUUGUGGGAUUUGCGAAUCCACCCCGCAGAGAUCCGCGACGAGUAAAAACUGGCGGAGCACCAUCGUGCGAUUACGCUUGAAAUUGAGAUAAUAUCUCUCUGUUAAAUGGUGAUUGUCGAUGCCAUGGAAAGAAGGAUAAAACUGAAAACUCUGAACAGUCACAUAACGUGCAAGAUAUGUCGCGGAUAUUUAAUUGACGCCACUACUGUUACCGAAUGUUUACAUACAUUCUGCAAGAGUUGUUUGGUAAAGCAUUUAGAGGAGAAACAUACCUGUCCGACAUGUCAAAUUGUCAUACAUCAGUCUCAUCCACUCCAGUACAUCAGCUUCGACAGAACUAUGCAGGAUAUUGUCUACAAAUUAGUUCCUGAUCUCCAAGAAAAUGAAAUCAAAAGAGAAAGAGAAUUUUACAGAGCCAGAGGUUUGCCUUGUCCUAAAGAUAUUUUGCCCAACGCUGGAGAAGUUGAAGAGGAAAAAGCCAAUGCGGAUGCACAUGCAGAAUCAGAUUAUCAUCGUACUGAUGAACAGGUUAACGUAUGUUUGGAGUGCACAAACUCAAGUUUGAAGACUCUGAAGAGACGAUUUAUCAGGUGUUCAGCUCAGGCUACGAUAACGCAUAUGAAAAAAUUUAUUGCUAAAAAGGCUUUGAACGGCAUGGAAAAAUAUAGAGAUAUCGAUAUUUUGUGCAAUAACGAAUUAUUAGGUAAAGACCACACAUUGAAGUUCGUUUAUGUGACGAGAUGGAGGUUCCGGGACCCACCUUUGAGAUAUUCAAGUGCCACUGCAUUGUGUACAGAUUCGAUGCCUGCGCAUUAAGUUUCGGCGGACCAUCUUUUCUCCUAAUACGCAGAAUCUUAGUGGACGAGUGAGAUUUUCUAUAUUUUACGACGCGAGAUAAAGCCACGGGGAUCUUCAUUUUAUGAAAUCGUAUAUUCUUUUUAUAAGCACAUACCCCAUCUUUGUACAUAGAAUAUUUUUGACAGAACACAAACAACAUUGCAUGUAGAGAGACGCAAGCUUUGUAUUAGGUAAACAAAAGAAAUCGGGUCUGAAUAGUCAGGCCUUUUUAACUUUGUAUAUUUAUGCGCCGCGGCCGUACAUAUUCUAAUUGCGUCUCAAAUUUCUCUCGACAUCGGCUCGCGAUUGGAAAAGAAGAAGCAAAAAAGAAAAAGUGAGAAAGAGAGAGAGAGAAUUAAUCGAUAGCGAAAUAUUUUUAGGUGAUUCGCCAUCGAAUAGCGUGCCGUGUCGAGCAAAAUGAGUGGCGCUCGUCGCUUGUAAUAAAUAGAGUUCCUCAAGUAAAAGUUAAUAUUAAAUGAUAACUUUUGAUUGUUCUGUAAUAAGAAGAAAGCGAUAUAAAUAAAACAGAAUAGUACGUAUAUGAUAGACACGUUGCUGACUGAUCUGCUAAAAGAUCAAGUAUGCUGUUCUUCUUACACGAUUUUGCUCACUCAUUAUAAGAAUGAAUUAGGACGCAUCCUACGUCAUGUGGUCGAAAUAUUCUAUUUGAUCACACGUCAUUUGCUUAAAUAGAAAGAAAUGAAAAGAAAUAUGACGUUCACUUGAUAAAAAAAAGAA